This is a messenger RNA of Pseudoliparis swirei, 7937 nucleotides long. Its product is annotated as WD repeat-containing protein 7. The record is from RefSeq and is a predicted model, not a curated record. Gene Ontology annotation, cellular component: cytoplasm. Gene Ontology annotation, molecular function: protein binding. NCBI's taxonomy places the organism in Eukaryota, Metazoa, Chordata, Actinopteri, Perciformes, Liparidae. Bases 269 to 4621 code for a protein of 1450 amino acids. The transcript is spliced from 31 exons.
CUAGACGAAAACGAGGCUACUUUCCAAUUGUAUUUGCCACGGGGGAAAACGGUCGUUGACCAGCGUUCCGUUAGAAAGACAUGUCCCAGUAGGACUUUUUGUGAUCCGUAUAUACAGUUUUAAACGUUGUGUUUUCGUUCCGUUAGCAGCGUCGCUAACCCGGAAGUAGCGAUAUUGCAGCUAACAGUGUCUGCGUCUGACUGUGAACUGAAUCCAUCCCAGUUCAACGUUACCCGCUUGACGCUGCUCACAGCCUGCAUACCUCAUCAUGUCGGGAAACAACUUGGUUCUACCCAUAGUACUAUGGGGCCGCACGGCACCCACCCACUGCAUCAGCAGUCUGCUGGUGAUGGACGACUUCAACACCAUCAUCACCGGCUGCCACGACGGACAGAUCUGCCUCUGGGACAUGACACCUGAGCUAGAGAUUUGUCCCAGGGCUAUGUUGUUUGGCCAUACAGCCUCCAUCACCUGUCUGUCUAAAGCCAGCGCCUGCAGCGAUAAACAGUACAUUAUCAGUGCAUCAGAGAGUGGAGAGAUGUGUUUAUGGGAUGUUAACGACGGACGCUGUAUUGAGUUUACCAAGCUGGCCUGUGCUCACAUCGGUAUACAGUUCUAUCAGUUCGCCAUCGGCACCGAGAGGGAGGGACGCCUGCUUUGCAACGGCCACUACCCAGAAAUCCUUGUGGUGGACGCCACCAGCCUGGAGGUGCUCUACUCGCUGGUGUCCAAGAUCUCUCCAGACUGGAUCAGCUCCAUGAGCAUUAUCCGAUCCCACCGAACACAAGAGGACACAGUGGUGGCAGUGUCAGUGACCGGCAUUCUGAAGGUGUGGAUCAUCACAGCCGAGGUCAGCAGGAUGCAGGACAUGGACCCUGUAUUUGAAGAAGAGUCCAAACCCAUAUACUGUCAGGGCUGUCAGAGUAUCUCCUUCUGCACCUUCACUCAGAGCAGCCUGCUGGUCGUCUGCUCCAAGUACUGGAGGGUGUUUGAUGCGGGCGACUACUCGUUACUCUGCUCGGUGUCCAGUGACAAUGACCAGGCCUGGACCGGAGGAGAGUUCAUUGCCACAGACAAAGUCAUCAUCUGGACGGAGGAUGGCUGCAGUUACAUCUACAAGCUGCCCGCCAGCUGCCUGCCAGCUAGUGAACAUUUCCGCAGCGAUGUCGGGAAAACCAAAGAAGGCUCGAUCCCUCCGCUGGUCUACAGCAUUGCAGACCGCUCGGACAAACAGCUCCUGAUCUGUCCUCCAGUGACUCGGUUCUUCUUCGGCCGACGGGAGCCCUUCCACAAGCUGCUGAUCCAGGGAGACUCAGCGGGCAGGCUUUCCCUGUGGGGUAUUCCGGAUACCUCGCCUCUGCAGCCACUAUCCACCGCCGCAGAGCUGCAGGUGUCGUCCACCGUCAGUCUCCAGGAAGCAUUCAACAAGCUGACCCCCGUGUCUGCAGGGAUCAUUGACCAGCUCAGUGCUCUGCCUGGAAAAGAAGGACCCAUCAAGGUGACAGCCAGCGUCUACAUUCCCUCUCAGGGCCGCCUUGUGUGCGGGAGAGAAGACGGCAGCAUCAUCCUGGUUCCUGCCACACAGACCGCCAUCGUCCAGCUGCUACAGGGGGAGCACAUGCUACGGAGAGGCUGGCCGCCCCAUCGGACCCUGCGGGGACACAGGAACAAGGUGACAUGCGUCCUGUACCCGUACCAGAUCUCCCCGCGCUAUGACCAGCGCUCGCUGGUGUCCGGAGGGGUGGACUUCUCCGUCAUCGUCUGGGACAUUUUCACAGGAGAGAUGAAGCACAUCUUCUGCGUCCACGGGGGAGAGAUCACCCAGCUCAUUGUCCCGCCUGAGAACUGCAGCACCCGGGUGCAGCACUGUGUCUGCUCCGUGGCCAGCGACCACUCUGUCGGCCUGCUCAGCCUCAGGGAGAGGAAAUGCAUCAUGCUGGCGUCGCGACACCUCUUCCCCAUCCAGGUCAUUAAGUGGAGGCCGGCGGACGACUACCUGGUGGUGGGCUGCUCCGAUGGCUCCGUCUACGUCUGGCAGAUGGAUACAGGAGCCCUGGACCGCUGCGUGAUGGGCAUCACGGCUGUAGAGAUCUUGAACGCCUGUGACGAGCUGGCCCCAGCCACCGUGGAUGCCCUGAGUCACUCGGCCGUCAACCUAAAGCAGGCGAUGACCCGCCGCAGCCUGGCGGCGCUGAAGAACAUGGCCCAGCACAAGCUGCAGACACUCGCCACCAACCUGCUAGCUGCAGACAACGCCGACAAGGGCAACCUGCCGAAAUACUCCCACAAUGCCCUGGUGGUCCAGGCAAUGAAGACCAACCCGACGGACCCCGACAUGCACGUCCUGUUCUUUGACGUUGAGGCGGUGAUCAUUCAGCUGCUGACAGAGGAAGCCCAGAGACCAAACCCCAUCCUGGUGUCUCCAGAGACACUGCAGAAGACCCAGGCCGGGGCCGACAAGGGGGGGUCCUUCUUAGCCAACAAGAUCUUCAAACAGGUGAAGGAGACGAUGAAGGAGACCAUCAAGGAGCACCUGCUGGACGAAGACGAGGAGGAAGAGGAGGAGGAGAUGAGGAGGCGGGAGGAGAAGUCCAAGUCUCUGAGUCUGCUGGAGUACAACCUGACGAUGGACACGGCCAAACUUUUCAUGUCCUGCCUGCACGCUUGGGGCCUCAACGAACAGCUGGACGGCAUCUGUCUGGAACGACUGGGUAUGCUCAGGCCGCACUGCCCCAUCUCCUUCGGCCUGAUUUCCAGAGGAGGUCACAUGUCCCUCAUGCUGCCCACCUUCAAGGAGUCUUUGCUGCGGCAGUUGUCCUUGGCGACUGGUCUGAAGCUGACCCUGACGGACAUCGUGGGAAAAGGGACGUACGGCGUGUCGAGAGCAGUCACCACACAGCACCUGCUGUCUAUAAUUUCACUGGCUAACACCCUGAUGGGCAUGACCAAUGCUACCUUUGUCGGAGAGCACAUGAAGAAAGCGCCAGUCAGGCCUCCCAGACCAGGAGGAACCCCGGAGACUCCACGCAGGACACUGGCUGCCCCCUCCCAGCCCUCCAACCCGGCAUUACAGGCGCAGAUCAAACAGGGUUGGAGCCAGCUGGCAGCCAUGCACUGUGUAAUGCUCCCUGACCUCCUUGGCCUGGACAAGUUCAGACCUCCUCUGCUGGAGAUGUUAGCAAGACGAUGGCAGGACCGCUGUCUGGAGGUGCGAGAAGCAGCGCAAGCUCUCCUACUGGCUGAGUUAAGGAGGAUUGGACAAUCUGGACGGAAGGACACGAUCGACCUGUGGGCUCCCUACCUUCCUCAGUAUGUGGACACCGUCAGCUCCCCCGGGUCGGCCACUGAGCCCUCCCUUCCGGCCCCGCCUCCUCCCGAGGCUCAGCCAAUAGAAGCAAAGGUUCCAGAGGAGGAAAUGGACGUCACAGAUGAUGACGUCACCGCAGGCUGUCUGGCCAACCUUCCACCGAAUGCCAAGAAGAUCUCCAACUCAUUUGAGGAGCGCCGCAAACAAGCCACCGCCAUCGUGCUGCUUGGGGUCAUUGGGGCCGAGUUCGGCGCUGAGAUUGAACCUUCGAAGGGUUUGGCACGGACUCGAGCUGGUGGACAGGUGCCCGAGGGCUUCGGACUGACAAGUGGAGGGUCAUCCAACUACUCACUGGCCAGACACACAUGCAAGGCGCUGACCUUCUUGCUGCUUCAGCCCCCGAGUCCCAGGCUGCCUCCCCACAGCACCAUCCGCCGCACUGCCAUCGACCUGAUUGGCCGAGGCUUCACCGUGUGGGAGCCGUACAUGGACGUGUCUGCGGUGCUCAUGGGGCUUCUGGAGCUCUGUGCUGACGCCGAGAAGCAGCUGGCCAAUGUUACCAUGGGUUUGCCUCUCAACCCGCCAGCUGACUCUGCUCGCUCAGCUCGCCAUGCCCUCUCUCUCAUCGCCACCGCUCGACCACCGGCCUUCAUCACCACCAUUGCAAGAGAGGUUCAUCGGUACAACGCAGCUCAGGCAAACUCUCAGUCGCAGCAAAACGUUCACACCACAACUCUGGCCAGAGCCAAGACUGAGAUACUUCGAGUGAUUGACAUCCUGAUUGAGAAGAUGCCCGGAGAUGUUGUGGACCUACUGGUCGAGGUGAUGGAUAUCAUCAUGUACUGUAUUGAAGGUUCUCUUGUGAAGAAGAAAGGACUGCAGGAGUGUUUCCCUGCUAUUUGCAGGUUCUACAUGGUUGCUUACUGUGACCGUAGUCACCGCAUCGCCGUUGGAGCUCGCCAAGGUUCAGUGGCCCUGUAUGAUGUUCGUACUGGAAAAUGCCAGAACAUCCAUGGUCAUAAGGGUCCGAUCACAGCGGUGUCGUUUGCACCUGAUGGCCGAUACCUUGCAACGUACUCCAAUGCUGACAGCCACAUCUCCUUCUGGCAGAUGAAUACCAGUCUUUUGGGCAGCAUCGGGAUGUUGAACUCUGCCCCUCAGCUCCGCUGCAUUAAGACCUACCAGGUCCCUCCGGUGCAGCCAGCGUCCCCGGGCUCCCAGAACCACCUAAAGCUUGCCCGCCUCAUCUGGACCUCCAACCGCAAUGUCAUCAUCAUGGCCCACGACGGCAAGGAGCACCGCUUCAUGGUCUAAACCACAUCUGUAACUCCAGCUGGGCCCUCGCGGUGUGUCGGUUAAUAGUUUUUUGUUGUUGCUACAAGGCAGAGUCUGAAAUGUUGUAGCAUCGAUUCACUUUAGUUUUAGAUUAAAAUAUUUAUCCUGAGCUGCAGAGUCCAACAAUUGAUAAUCGGAAUAAAAGCAAGGAUGAUCGUAAAGCUCAGGUCUGGGUUUUAAUCCUUGUUAGGAAACUCACUCUGUAAUUUAUUGAAAAGCUGUGAUAGAAGGCUUGUUUACGUAAGGUAUUUACUUGUCAUUCUGAUUUAUUUGCUGUUUUUGCCAGAUGUCACGGAUAUCUUUUGUUGCGUUUUGGGUCCUAACUUACUCUUUAUUUAAAGUUAGCCUUCAACUGGCUGAUAUUUCUUACACCCCACCCCUCGAUUUUUGGUUUAGUCCUUCAUAAAAUCACUUUAUAAAUAAAUGUUUGCAAUAUUCACUCUGCAGAAACACUGAACAUGGUUUUGAUACACAAUUAGUCUUUCAAUGUUCUGUUCUUUAUGUAAAACUUUGUUUUGUAAUCACACACUAAAACAACCUAAAAUUAAUUGUAGUAGACUGUUGAAAAUAUAUAAAAUACAUUCCCCAGUGCUUUCUAUAAAUCUUUCGUACUCUGACCUCUUUCAGAGAAGUACUCACAUUUCCGACUGAACGUUUGCUCGCGUGUGUGAGAGAUCUUUGGCAUUUGCUUUUACAUUUGUGACACCUUUAAAUCCUUUUCAUUCUCUCCGAGCUUAACACAGAAAUGUGUGUGUAUGUGUUUACACCCAAGUGUAUUUUCACGAACACACAUUCUCACUUCAGACUGCUCUUUCUAAAAGCAGGAUCACAAUAAAAGUUUGGAUACUGGAGGUGCAGCAUUACUCACUUCAGACAUAAAAAAAGGAUAAAAAGAAUUGCACUAUACAGGUCCGAAAUCAGUUCAAGUUUUGAGUUUAGUACUCCGUCGUACCUGGUACCAUGCUAAUAUAUUUUGUCAAUUAUUUAUCCAGGUUCAGUUUCUUAAAUAAUUCUUACCGUGUUUUCAAUUUGCCUUGAGUUUGAACACAUUAACUUUACUCCGCCUCUUCUAACACUUUAAUUGCAUUUAAAAACAUUAGUUUGCAUCUAUUUUGACAAGCUUUAUUCUCGUAGUACAUGUCUCAUCACCUCCCAAAGGUUGGUUUGGCUAAUCGGAUCAAAAUGCGUUUUAUUCAUCUUUUGCAGCUUUCCAUCUUUAAUUCAUCUUUCUCUCAAUGUGUACACACAGAAUAUAUCAAAAUAUAUAUAUAUGAUUUAUAUAUCAGAACUGCUGCGUAAUGUAGUCUGUAAUCUUGUACAGUGAGUGUAGAUCUUGUUUGCUGUAUAUUGUGGCUAACGUGACCGUCUGCCUAGCACUGACAAGUUUUCCAAAUGAGUGAAUCUCCUGUUUAUAUCGAUUGAAAAUGUUAUAUUUAGUAUAUAUAUAUAUAUAUUGUAGGAUUCCAUUACAUCUUUGAAGAUCGUGACUUUUAUUGGGAGUAAAAAUUGUUUAUUAAUGGGUCACGUUUACAGUUUAAUAAUUCUUAUUUUAUUUUUUAAUGGAAGCUUCAUCUCUUCUUAAAUGUUGCUUGCAUUACUGUUUAAUAGCAGUAGACAAUGAGCUCUUUAUCUUGGAACUAACCAUAUAUAUCGCUUCUCAUAACCAUAUCUAUCGCUUCUUAUAAGGAAUGCAAAAAUCUUUAGCAGCUAACCUUUUUUGCUGAUCUCCAGUGAUUUAUUCUCUCAUCUUGUGAUGUAGAAGUGUACUCCACUGUGUUACAGUUCACCAUGCCUUCAUAGUUUGGUGUCAGUAUUUUUAAUUAUGUCGUUUAACAUUUUCUCUUUUGUUUUGACACCUUUUUGCUACAUUAUACCUUAACUGUAAACUAAUUUCGCUGUUUUAGCAACCUGUUCUCACUCCCUUUUUGUCAAAUACUGAAGCUUGCUCAGUGCUCCCUGAUGUCAGAUACUGACCUUUACCUUCUGUAUGAUUUUAACUAACUCAAAUGUAAACCCAGCAGUGUUCUUAUCAGACACUCAGAGCAAAUUAAUUGCUAUUAAGAGCGAGGAAGUCUGCUUAGGUUCGUGGUGGAAGGUUGCGUCAAACAAACAACGGACACACACGAGGGUGGGGGUGAGGGGGGUAAGAGCAUCAGUACUCAAUUUUCUACAGAAAGAUAAAUAUAUAUACAAAUACAGACAUGAUAUUUAUAGAGUUAACAUUCCAGAAUCCGACUGAAUUGAAAUUUAGAUUUCUGCGACUCUUGGUACAUGAUAUUUGCACUUUAUCAGUUUGAAUUCUAUAUUUUACACUCCUCCUCAUCUCUGUCCUCCAUCCCGUCUUUCCCCUAUCCGGUCAGUUUCAUUGGUCCUGUCAGAACGCUUCUAACACCGUUACACACCUGUAAACCCGAGCAUGUCAAAGCUUUUCACAAGUUAUUUUUCUCUUUAAAAAAUAAUAAUAAAUUCUGCAGCUCGUCAGACGGUGUGCUAAAAACACACGCGCACACACACACGCACACAGACACAGUGGAAGACAGCUUUGGGAUCUUAAUCUUUAGUUUUAUCCACCACUCUUAACAGUUUGAAAAAAUAUGUUUUUGGCAGCUUCCCUUGGGAGGAAAGGUGAGAAAAAUGAAGAAGGCAUCAAGGAAGAGGAGUAAGUAACAAGUGAGGAAGAUCAGGGCAUCCACCCAGAAAAAAUGAGGUUCUUUGGUGGAGGUAAUAAACCGGAAUGUCUAAAAGAAUUGUCAGUUUUUUCUGCAAAUGCAGUAACAUGGAAAAAAAAUAUGACGUGGUGCAGUUAUUGAAACUGUCUCCAGAAACUGCAAAUGUAUUUGUUAUAUUGAUCCUUGACCCUGAAGUGGUUGUGGUUCUGUGAUUUAAUAUAAAUAUGACAGGAGAAUACCUAUAUUGUUUUUGGUCCCUCUUGCUUCUGAUUAUUUAAUUAUUAAUAACAAAGGAUUUACGUCAGUUUAAAACAUGUCUAAUGUGCAAUGAGUCAUGACCAGUCUGUGUUUUAAAGAGUGUCUGCUGAACUUAGUUUUAAAAAUUCAGCUCAGAAUUUUCUGUUCAAUUUUGAAAGUAUUUUCCUUAUUCAUUUAGAUUCAUUUUAUUUAUUGUUCAUACAGUGAACUCAAUCUCAAUAUUAGAAGGUGUGGGUGUGUGUGUUUGCGUGAUGUAGUGCAUGUAUAUGAGCUUCCUUUGAUGUACCACAGAGCAGGUUGAAUCUACAUACGUGUUGUGUUAAAAUGUGUUGUCGUUAACUUUGUGUUCAAUAAAGAUGAAAAAUUAA